AUGGGUUCAGCUUUCUCAACUAUUCGAUGGGAAUCGCCAACCGGAGGUAAAUUCCGUAUUUACUCGAGGUUUUACGAUGUAUAUGGAUUAGCAAACUGGAAACCCGUCGAAGUGCAGGAAAGGAUCAUCGGUCAUCCGGCAUUUGAGCGGGUCGGGGGAUGUCUUGUGAUGGUAGAAUUAAAGCCUAACGGAACACACGAGAUCGAAUUUCGUAAAGAGAAACAAUGGACAGCUAAACAAGUCAAAUUUCUUGAUUGUGCUUUAGAUGGUCUGCCCGCGCCCUACCAUUGGUGGGGAUUAGUGAUUAUUCGUCCCCACUUGAGAAUCGCAAAAGAAGCAGCCGAUAAGAUUGCUUCGGCCAAAUCCGUUGUUCGUGCUGUACCCUCUCCUGCAUUUAUACCUGCACCUGCACCUCUACCUGUUAUAGCUAAGGAGAAAAAGGAGACGAAGAAAGUUACCAUCUCCGAAGAGAAGGUCAUCGAAUCGCCCAAGGAAGCUGAUUUGGGAGAUAAGGAAAUGGUCCCCAUCGAAGCCAAGAAAGCUGAAGAGACAGUUACAGUUGAGAAAGCCACAGAACCGGCGGUAAAGGAAGGUGGAGUACCGCAAGAUCCACCAAGCGCUUCAUCAGGGGGAAAGAAGGGCAAGAAGAAGGCCAAAGAGUGA
Molecule: messenger RNA, 663 nt
Organism: Kwoniella botswanensis
Lineage: Eukaryota; Fungi; Basidiomycota; Tremellomycetes; Tremellales; Cryptococcaceae
Exons: 4
Coding region: 1-663 (220 amino acids)
Source: RefSeq, a predicted model, not a curated record